Molecule: messenger RNA, 762 nt
Organism: Plasmodium gonderi
Lineage: Eukaryota; Apicomplexa; Aconoidasida; Haemosporida; Plasmodiidae
Product: leucine-rich repeat protein
Exons: 6
Coding region: 1-762 (253 amino acids)
Molecular function (GO): protein binding
Source: RefSeq, a predicted model, not a curated record
AUGGAGUAUAUACUGAACGACCAAGAAAUUGAUAGAGUCAUUCAGAAAAAUGAGACCUAUUAUUCCAUAAUCGAAUUGAAUGACGUUCUUUACUUAAAUAAUAAAUUGUACCGAAAGAUAGAAACCUUGAGGAAUUUGCACAACUUGAGGACCCUCUACCUGAACAAUAAUGCCUUGGAAAUUAUCUCCGGAUUGGACUCUUGUGUGAAUCUUAUUGCUUUAUAUCUGAAUUGCAAUAAAAUUUCCAAGAUCGAGAAUUUGGACUCCUUGACGAAACUGAGAAUUUUAAAUUUAGAGGACAACAACAUUUGUAUGAUAGAAAAUUUGGAAAAUUUAAAAUUAUUGGAGGAUUUAAACUUAAGUAACAACUGCUUAGGAAGUAAAAGUUCCGCACACGUUUCAAAUUUAUGCAAAAAUGAAAAUUUAAGUAUUUUGAAUUUAAGCAACAAUAAUAUCGAUGAAGACAUUUUAAAGGAUUUAUCUAACAUGAAAAAUUUGUCCGUUUUGUAUUUCAUGAAUAACCCUAUGUUGGCAAAAUAUAAGAAUUAUAGAAAAUUGUUUUUGCACACUAUGAAGCGGCUUACAUUUCUAGACCAGAAGCCUGUUAAGAUGGAUGAGCGCAGGGCCUACAGCAGAACAAGUCGAAAUGGAAAAGAUAAAACAGGAGAAACAAAAAAGACACGAAUAUUCGGUAGAAUGUAUGACCUUCAUAUAUUACAUGUUGCGAGAAAAAGCUUGUUUCUCUGGAGAAUAAAAACGUAG